Molecule: messenger RNA, 2706 nt
Organism: Anolis sagrei ordinatus
Lineage: Eukaryota; Metazoa; Chordata; Lepidosauria; Squamata; Anolidae
Gene: KIF2A
Product: kinesin family member 2A
Biological process (GO): microtubule-based movement
Molecular function (GO): microtubule motor activity; ATP binding; microtubule binding
Source: RefSeq, a predicted model, not a curated record
CACGGUCUGCGCAGCCGCAGUCGCUGCCGGCGACGGUUGUAUCCGGCCGGCGCCUUUUUCUCCUCCUCCUCCUCCUCCCUUCUUCCCUCAUCUCAACUGCCGUUGCUGCAGCCCUCGCUCCCCCCUCCUCCUCCUCCUCCCUUCCGUUUCUCCCUCUCUCUGUCUCUAUGACGCGAUGGCAACGGCCAACUUCGGCAAGAUCCAGAUAGGGAUCUAUGUGGAGAUCAAGCGCAGCGAUGGACGAAUACAUGAAGCUAUGGUAACAUCUCUUAAUGAAGAUAAUGAAAGUGUUACAGUUGAAUGGAUUGAAAAUGGUGAUACUAAAGGAAAAGAGAUUGACUUGGAAAGUAUAUUUUCGCUUAACCCGGACCUUGCUCCUGAAGAUGAUGAUCCCAGCCCAGAGACACCACCACCUCCAACACCUUCAGCGAAAGUAAACAAAAUUGUGAAGAAUCGACGGACUGUGGCUCCUUCUAAAGUUGAAGCUCCUGCUAGAGACAACAGAGUGAUUGGUUCUGCACGUGCGCGACCUACUCAACUUCCUGAACAGUCUUCCGCUACACAACAGAAUGGUAGUGUUUCAGAUAUAUCUCCAGUUCAAGCUGCAAAAAAGGAAUUUGGACUCCCUUCACGUAGAAAAUCAAAUUGUGUGAAAGAAGUUGAGAAACUGCAAGAAAAACGUGAGAAACGAAGAUUACAGCAGCAGGAACUCAGAGAGAAACGAGCUCUGGAUGUUGAUGCUACAAAUCCAAACUAUGAAAUUAUGUGCAUGAUCAGAGAUUUUAGAGGAAGUCUGGAUUAUAGACCACUGACAACUGCAGAUCCCAUUGAUGAGCACAGAAUAUGUGUAUGUGUUCGAAAGCGACCACUCAAUAAAAAAGAAACUGUAGUGAAAGAUCUUGAUGUAAUAACAAUCCCUAGCAAAGAUGUUGUUAUGGUACAUGAACCCAAACAAAAAGUGGAUUUAACAAGGUACUUAGAAAACCAAACUUUCCGUUUUGACUAUGCCUUUGAUGACAGCGCACCUAAUGAAAUGGUCUACAGGUUUACUGCAAGACCCCUGGUAGAAACCAUAUUUGAAAGAGGAAUGGCUACCUGUUUUGCUUAUGGACAAACGGGCAGUGGAAAAACCCAUACUAUGGGUGGUGAUUUUUCAGGAAAGAAUCAAGAUUGUUCAAAAGGAAUUUAUGCGCUAGCAGCCAGAGAUGUCUUUUUAAUGCUGAAGAAACCAAACUAUAAGAAACUAGAACUUCAAGUAUAUGCAACGUUUUUUGAAAUUUACAGUGGAAAGGUUUUCGACUUAUUGAACAGGAAGACCAAAUUAAGAGUUUUAGAAGAUGGUAAACAGCAAGUCCAGGUGGUGGGAUUACAGGAGCGAGAGGUUAAAUGUGUUGAAGAUGUAUUAAAGCUUAUUGAGAUAGGCAACAGUUGCAGAACAUCUGGUCAGACAUCUGCAAAUGCACACUCAUCUCGGAGUCACGCAGUGUUUCAGAUCAUCCUCAGGAGAAAAGGGAAACUGCAUGGUAAAUUUUCAUUGAUUGACUUGGCUGGGAAUGAAAGAGGAGCAGACACUUCUAGUGCAGACAGACAAACACGACUGGAAGGUGCUGAAAUUAACAAGAGCCUUUUAGCACUCAAGGAGUGCAUCAGAGCCUUAGGCCGAAAUAAACCUCAUACGCCAUUCAGAGCGAGUAAACUUACUCAGGUCCUGAGAGAUUCAUUCAUAGGAGAAAACUCUCGCACGUGUAUGAUUGCUACUAUUUCUCCUGGGAUGGCAUCUUGUGAAAACACACUAAAUACAUUAAGAUAUGCAAACAGAGUAAAGGAAUUUGGAAUUAGUCCUUCGGACAUUCCCUUCUCACAGGGUAGUGGCAGUCGCUCUGAUCUCUCUCCUUCCUAUGAGUAUGACGACUUUUCUCCUUCGAUCACAAGAGUAAAGGAGCUGACAGUUGAUCCCAGUGCUGCUGGUGAUAUCCGUCCAAUCAUGCAUCAUGCUCCAAAUCAGAUUGACGACUUGGAAGCACAGUGGGGUGUUGGGAGCUCACCUCAGCGAGAUGAUCUGAAACUGCUUUGUGAACAAAAUGAGGAGGAAGUUUCACCACAGCUGUUCACUUUCCAUGAAGCUGUGUCACAGUUGGUGGAAAUGGAGGAGCAAGUUGUAGAAGACCACAGAGCUGUCUUCCAGGAAUCUAUUAGAUGGUUAGAAGAUGAAAAAGCUCUUCUGGAGAUGACAGAAGAAGUAGACUAUGAUGUGGACUCAUAUGCGACACAGCUUGAAGCAAUCUUAGAACAAAAAAUUUACGUGUUUACUGAACUUCGAGAUAAAGUGAAGUCCUUCCGCACAGCACUACAAGAGGAGGAACAGGCCAGUAAACAAAUCAAUCCGAAGAGACCUCGUGCCCUUUGAGGCAAAGUUCUGCUGCUAAAGGAUGCCUGAGCCUUCAUUGCUGUACCAUUGCGGUUGGUUGGAGAUGAAGCUGUAAGAAGUCGACUACUUGAACGAUCUAAAACUGUUUGAAGUACCCUGUGGAAAUACUCCAUUUCUUUUCUCCUGGCUGACAUUUCAGUUGUGUGGAACACUCCUAAGAUGUCUGCAAAAUGCUUCUAGACCAGAUAGCACAACCAGGCAGGUUUUGGAGCUGGGAAGCACUUUUGUUUCAAAUGAUUUAACUUACUCAAAUUGUGAAUCUUUUUUAUUUUUUGUUU